Messenger RNA from Opisthorchis viverrini, 714 nucleotides. RefSeq lists its product as hypothetical. The transcript is spliced from 4 exons. The record is from RefSeq and is a predicted model, not a curated record. NCBI's taxonomy places the organism in Eukaryota, Metazoa, Platyhelminthes, Trematoda, Opisthorchiida, Opisthorchiidae. The coding region runs from base 1 to 714 and encodes 237 amino acids.
AUGCUUUCUGUUCUGCCAAAUCUUUCCACCGACAUCAAAUUUUCAUGUUGUUUUUCAGCUCAGCAAAAGAAUAACGCUGCUUUGACUGAACCGAACACGGAGUCUCCUUCUCAAUUCACUGAAUACUGGAACAAUUUUACCGGCACACUCCUUGUGGAGGGGAAUUUCUCAAAUUCUUAUACGGAACCCGGUCGACUCAAGGAUCACCAUUCCGUGAACGGAAGCACAGUGAAAGCAUCUUCAUUCGGACUGGUCUUUGGCAUUGGAGUUUUCAUACUAUUGCUGGUGGGGCUUCUUGGAGUUUUGAUUUUGAAAUGCAAAUCAAAACUCCCUGCCAACCUUCGGUGGUAUUUAUGUCUGAACCGUUCAAACGUUCCUGAAACCUCCAUCAGAGCUGACGCAAAUAGGAAACAACGUCGCGAUUUCUGGUCAAAACAUCUUCACAUUAUUCCGGAGGAAGCUGUGCAAGUUUUCAAGAAAGUUGGAGAAAUAACUUCUACUCUACCAAAGGUUCUCGGGCAAUACGAAGAUGAGGAUCUAUCCAACCGCCCUCUGAAGGAUCUUUAUCAACACAAUACAUUACUGGCGCCUUCUCAAGUAUUCGCAAUGCUUGUUGACAUAUCGAUCGGAUUGGAGUAUCUUCAUGACCAUGGAUACGCGUAUGGUGUGAGUUCUCCAAGCAUGCUUAUGCGCUUCCGUAACAGCUAUACAUAA